ACUUCGUGUAUAGCCACAGUGAAAGGGAAGAGAGAGAGAGACUGAGGCAAAGAGCGAGAGAGAGAAAUCGCGCACGCAUAUCUGAAUGCGGAAUUUAUUUUAUUCCAGCGCGCCCGAAAAACGCUGGCUACCAGAAAAGGCAGACCUUGGAUGUGGAGUUUCUCAUUGCAAACUAGGAUGCUGUGUAUAUGUGUAUUGAUUCAGUGAGGCCUGUGUAGCGUUCCUGUUACCACACACACUCACUCUCUCUCCCACACUCGGCGCGCUCUCACCGUGAAUAUAAUAUCCUUUUUGCGAAAAACUGCCAACUGUGUUAAUUACGCUCCUUGAUGAUAUGGCCGGGGCAGUGUGUGUUGCGCGCGCAACCCGUUAAUGUUUGAUGGCUGUGUACCCCGCGCGUUGGACGCUGCCAGCGAUACGUCCAUAUUAGCCAUCAUUCCCUCUUUGCAUUGCGCUGCCGCAUUUCGAUCCGCAUCCAUCGGCAAUCGCAAUUUUAUUGGCGAGCGUAUAUAGUGCAGCGACGUACUGCAGCAGGAUUUGACUGAGCCGUGUGUUCGACUCUUCCCCGUUUGAUUUCCCCUUCCUCCAUCAGUGUGUGACGAGUAGGCUUUGCUGUGUAGAGUUGUGUGUCUGUGAACUCGAUCGCUGUGUGAAAAAACUCAUGAUGGCACUUCCCAAUAAUAACCUCCAGAAUCAUACCACCAAAUUCACCGAUAAUUAUGAGCUCAAGGAGGAACUCGGCAAAGGCGCCUUCUCCAUUGUACGAAAAUGUGUACACAAAAUCACCGGAAUGGAAUUUGCGGCCAAAAUCAUCAACACCAAAAAGCUUUCACAAAGAGAUUUUCAGAAACUUGAACGCGAAGCCAAAAUUUGCAGACGGCUGAAUCAUUCUAAUAUUGUGCGUCUUCAUGACAGUAUUCAAGAGGAAAAUUUCCAUUACCUUGUCUUUGAUCUGGUAACGGGUGGAGAACUGUUUGAAGACAUUGUGGCGCGGGAAUUCUACAGUGAACAUGAAGCCAGUAAAUGUAUACAGCAGAUCCUCGAGAGUGUUAACCAUUGCCACACGAAUGGCGUCGUCCAUCGUGACCUUAAGCCAGAGAACCUUUUAUUGUCCAGUAAAUCGAAAAAUGCCGUGGUGAAAUUGGCCGAUUUCGGCUUAGCCAUUGAAGUGAACGGUGAUCAGCAGAGCUGGUAUGGAUUUGCCGGCACGCCCGGCUACUUGUCACCGGAAGUCCUCAAGAAGGAACCCUAUGGCAAACCGGUGGACAUUUGGGCUUGCGGCGUUAUCCUGUACAUUUUACUGGUGGGCUAUCCUCCCUUCUGGGAUGAAGACCAGCACCGGCUGUACGCACAGAUCAAGAGCGGCCACUUUGAGUAUCCGUCCCCCGAGUGGGAUACGGUGACCAGGGAGGCCAAGGACCUCAUCAAUCGCAUGCUGACCACCGACCCCAAAAAGCGCAUCACCUCCGCGGAGGCCCUCAAACACAUGUGGAUCCUCAAACGGGACGACAUCGCCUCCAAGAUGCACCGCCAACAGACGGUGGAAUGCCUGCGCCGCUUCAAUGCUAGACGGAAGCUGAAGGGCGCCAUUCUGACGACGAUGCUGGCCACCCGCACCAGCUUCGCCGCGCCCAAAUACGACGCCAACAGUCGGAGUCUGACGGCCAAGAAGGUGGAUGUUGUCGCCAAGGAGAAUGCGGAUGAGAAUUCCGCCGCCACACCGGCCAGUACCAGUGAUACGAUUGUGGAGGAGGAUGGUUUUGAGACACCGAAAACACCCCACGGACCCACCGUCAUCAACAGUGUGGCCGGUUUGAUGGACAAUCAUCGCGGCGGUGCGGAUUCUGCGCCCGUCAGUCCCAGUGUCCUGACGGCGAAAAAGCUGGAGAUUAUCCGCAUCACGCAGGCCCUACUGGAUUUCAUUAGUGCGGGAGAUUUUGAUGCAUAUUCAAAAUUCUGUGAUCCUUCCCUUACCGCCUUUGAGCCAGAAUCACUGGGAAAUCUCGUAACCGGGAUGGAUUUCCAUAAAUUCUACUUCGAUAACAAUUCGCAUCGUGGAUCAAAGUCCGUGCGAUCGACCAUGCUGAAUCCGCAGAUUCACCUCAUGGGCGACGAUGCCGCCUCCAUCGCCUACAUCCGUCUGGUCCAGUGUGUUGACAAAUCUGGUGUUGUGUCGUCACAGUCAUUUGAAGAAAGCCGUGUAUGGCAUAAGCGCGAGGGACGAUGGCAGUUGGUCCAUUUUCAUCGCUCAGGCGGUCGUCUCUCCACCAAAAUCCCCGCAUAAAAUGUGGAGAAAGGCAGAGACAAAAAAUCUCCGUGGAUCCGGCUUCGUUUUUUCUACUUACAAUCCCCCGUUUUAAAUCCUGAAAUAAAUUGUGAUGGUUCAGAAACGCUGAGCAGUGGAUUUCCGUCAAAAGAGAAACCCCAUUUUAAUCCAACCAGCGCGGAACGUUUACCAUUUUACUUCAGUCUGCUUUUCGGUCUCGUUUAAAGAUUAUUUCUUUCUGAAAAUACUAGUUCCUGUUGCGAUGUUCGUCGGUGUUUCGCGCGCACCAUUGCGCGACGCGGAAACGGUACUGGAUACUUUUAUCGGGUGCCAAUCAAACCAAAAUUCCAGUUUGUUUGUUUGUCCUUGGCCUGUGUGUCCGGGUAAAAAAGGACAGUGUGACAUCCAUUCUGGACAACCUGGCAAGCUAGUGGUAGUGAUGAUGAUUUUAUUUUGUUUUUGACAAAAAAAUGUUAGCGCGUCUGGCAUAGUUUUACAAAGUUUUAAACGGCACGGUGUAUGUUGAUGGUGGUUGAGAAUUUUUCCUCCUUUUUGUGGUUUGGAUUAAGUAUAUCUUUUAUUGUUUUAGCCGGUUGCUCUGCUGUCCUCUUUCUCCUACAGGUUUACUUUAAAUAUCGGCUAAAUUAUUUAAUGAAUUGGAAACGUUACUUAGUUCCGGUAUUGUGAAUAAACGAGAAAAUCGG
This is a messenger RNA of Paramacrobiotus metropolitanus, 2970 nucleotides long. Its product is annotated as calcium/calmodulin-dependent protein kinase type II delta chain-like. The coding region runs from base 662 to 2284 and encodes 540 amino acids. Gene Ontology annotation, biological process: protein phosphorylation. Lineage: Eukaryota; Metazoa; Tardigrada; Eutardigrada; Parachela; Macrobiotidae. Gene Ontology annotation, cellular component: neuron projection; cytoplasm. The record is from RefSeq and is a predicted model, not a curated record. The transcript is spliced from 12 exons. Gene Ontology annotation, molecular function: calcium/calmodulin-dependent protein kinase activity; calmodulin binding; ATP binding.